UUGUCGUCAAUGAGUAAAAGUUCAUGCUGGGCAAGAGGAAAUUGGGAGCACUUACUGCCUGCUUUCGUAUGCAUGUUUCGGGAUAAUCGUAAUUGGGUGGAAAAAUUGCGUGUUAGAAGUGGAAGAUCAAUUUUUUUGUCUGAUCUUGAAGCUAUAAUUUGCUGCGAUACAUUUUCCAUUUUGAAAGCUAUAUUCACGGAAAUAUUUUGCCUGUUCAACAAACACGAGUCGAUAUUUGCAACAAUGUCGGGAAAAUUGCAAGAAAAUAAUAUGCAGUGGGACAGCUCGACAGAUGAGGAUACUACAUACGAAUGCAGGUACAAUAUGCGGCUGAGAGAUUCACUGAAGAACAACCAACAGUCUAUUAUAUCACAAAAUGAGACCAUUUCGGAACCAAGAAAGAGAGGCAGAGGGUGUUCUAAGAGACCCUGCUUGAAUAAAAAUGCUUUGAUGGCUCGAGAAAAUAGACAGAAGAAAAAAGCAUAUCUCGAAAAGGUAGAAAGUAUGCUAUCUUUCUAUCAAAAAGAAAAUAAGAACUUGACUGAUGUUAUAAGAAAACAGAGUAUCGACAUCAAACGGUUAACUGGAGAAGUUGCCUAUCUCAGGAAUGUCUUAAAAAAUAAUACUAAUAUUUCUCUGUUACUUAAAACUAUUAAUAAUGGUCUCCGUAAAAUCAACACGUUACAAAAGAAUUCAUUCCACCCACAUCAUGUUUCUCAGUGUUCAAACGAGUCUGAAACACAGUGUAAAUGUACAUGUUACACAGACUCGAAGGAGAAAGUAUUACAUCCUCAGAAUAGUAACAUAUUUAUUAACAAUGACAAUAAUGAUAUUUUGACCAAGCAUAGUAUAUCUGAAAGUCAAAGCAGCAAAUCUUAUGUAAACAACAAGAAUCAAAUUAUUUGUAAGAAUCACAAUAUCGAUAAGAUUUUUCCAUUGUCUUUAGAUUCUGAUCACACUUAUGCUAUUUCUGAAACUUCUAUAGCUGAUGUCAAGAAUAGUUUGAAUGACAAGGAAACAAUCAACACUAUAACUUCAACUACGGAUUUGUUUUCGGGAGAUACUUAUGUGAAUGACGAGAACGAAUUUGACUGUCUACUGCCAGUCACCCAAGGAGAUUUAUCCAACGUAGAUGAGAAAAAGGAUAAUGACCCCAUUGGUAUUGACUUUGAUCAGUUGUCUUCAUUCAAUAUGGAUAUAUUCGAAGACCUUCCUAAAUGCGAUGAGAUGAUGGACAGUGUGGAGAGUCUAAAUGAUACAUCAAAUCUUUUCACGGAAGAAGAAACAUCCCACAGUCCAGAUAAUACUGGAAUCUGUCUUCAUGUUAAUUCUGAUAAAGUAUCUCUAGAAUUUUGUUCCAUUUGUCAUUUAAAUAGUAAAAACUCAAGAUUAAAUUGAAGGGGGAUUCGAUCGUGAUUGGUGUAAGCUCAUUUGACGAUGAGUCACCUGUAGAAGGGGAUAACCAGAUACUCUGGAACUUUUUCUAGAUCAGUGGAGUAUUGAUAAUUAACAACAACAAUGUACAUCAAGAAAAUAUAUGAUGUCUAGGUGUACCUGUUGGCAAAACAUUGUACAACUAUUUUCUUCAUGAAGUGAAAGUUACGUUAUAUUAGUAUUCAAACUUUAUGUAACUAUAUGUAAUAUGUAUGCAUAUGUGUAUAUGUAUAUAUAUAUUUUUUUUUCUAAAAGACAGGUUUUUAUGCGGGUAAAAUUUUUAAAAAUUGUAGUUAUUAGCAAGUAAUGGUAUAUGAAAUAUUCUGAUCACAGGUGACAUCAUUUAUAAUAUUCAGUAAUAGUAUUUAAUGAGAUAAGAAUUUUUGUAUGCAUAUCUUUUAUGUUGCUAUAAGUAAAAUGUACAAAAAUAUUGGUUUUCUAGAUGUAAUAUAAAUUUAUGUUUUUUCUUUUCCUCUGAGGCUGUAAUUCUUUGCUUUUUACAGGAUAACACUGUGUUGGCACUGAAGUCUUCUAGCAAGGAUUACACACAAAGGUCUGGCAUUCCUGAUGCGCUUUGGUUAAUGGCAUAAAGUAUUAUUUUGGAACUGUUACAAUUAGUUAUUGGGAAAAUGAGUGGAAUCACGAUCGCCCCCUUCUUUUACAUGAUCAAUAUAUGUAAUAAUUAUAUAUAUAUAUAUAUAUAUAUACACGUAUAUAUAUAUAUAUUGUAAACAGCUCCAUCUCGGAUGUUAUUUACAAUGCGGAACAUUCCACCCACUGAUUAAGUUUUGUGAUAAUUGAGAUUAAAAUCAAAGAACUAAGUAACACAUGUAACGUUUCUUCUUUGAACACUAGUUUGAAGCGCUCUUGCAAUGCCAGAGAUAUAUUUUUUUCCAGUCAUAUCUAAUUUUUCAUAGUAGAAAAUUAUGGAACAAGCAUUGUAGAAUAUUUUUACAGUUUCUAGAGGAAAAGAAACGUAUCUAUUUCAUCUUAACGUUACGAUAUCCUCUUGUUUUAAUACGCAAAUUAUUUUUAUAUAUUUUUAUUAUGAACAAAUUAUUUUCCUAUGUAAUAAAACAGAAGAAUUAAAUUGAAAGUUAUAUACAAUUAUGUUAAAUAUAUUGUAACUAAUGUUUUAUAUAAAUAUAGAAUUAUUUUAUGCAUAGAUUAA
Messenger RNA from Hylaeus anthracinus, 2605 nucleotides. RefSeq lists its product as uncharacterized. The coding region runs from base 10 to 1398 and encodes 462 amino acids. The record is from RefSeq and is a predicted model, not a curated record. The transcript is spliced from 4 exons. Lineage: Eukaryota; Metazoa; Arthropoda; Insecta; Hymenoptera; Colletidae.